AUGCCUCCAAAGAGAGCGCGAAGGGGCUCGCCCGCCGCUGAACGUCGCGAGCGCUUGACCUUGGCUAAGCUGGCCAGCUAUGACGAUGUCGCAACGGAUGCGCUAGUGGAUCACGCUUAUUUCUGGACCACUACCCGCAAGAACCGCACGAAAUACAGCCCUGCCCGCGGAAUCCACGAUGACGAUAUUGGGCGCAUUCUUCUCCACAAUGUCAUUGUUGACAAGGACAUCCCGACGGCCGAACGCAAGUUGUUGGAAAUCUCGGGCUUAAAGAAAUAUGUGGCAAACCUCCAUAGCCCUCGAGAGAAGGAGUGGUUCCGCCGACACCUCCGCAAGUAUAUUCAGAUGUAUCUUCCAGACUGUCCGUUCGAGGUCACUACGACCAAUCGAUACAUUAUCACGCAACAUGAAGCAGCGAUCUGCGCUCGCAGGUUUAUUAAAAAGGGCGAGGAGAUCAAACACCUGAGCGGAACGCUUGUGUCUAUGACCCAUGAAGAAGAGUUGGAUCUCGGCUUGACCCGCAAAGACUUCAGCAUCGUGAUGUCGAGUCGCCGUAAAGCUCCAUCGUUCUUUUUGGGUCCUGCUCGUUUUGCCAAUCAUGAUUGUGAUGCCAACGGCAGCUUGACAACCAGGGGCAAUGAGGGCAUGUCUGUCGUAGCCAUGCGCGACAUCCACGAGGGGGAAGAGAUCACAGUUUCCUACGGAGAGGAUUACUUUGGCGUUGACAACUGCGAGUGCCUAUGUCAUACUUGCGAAAUCGCUGUACGGAAUGGCUGGUCUUCACAUGUUGAUACGGAGACAAACAGCAAAGAGGCCAGCCCCGUGUCUGAAGAUACACCGAGUGAAGACAGCAAUGCGAGCAGGAAGCGUGGACGCAGCUCGGAUGUGGAGGAAUCCGACAGCUCCUCUACCUUGGCUUCUUCCACCCCGCGCAAACGUGCAAAAUUCCAACGACAAGUUUCUAAGUUGCGAGAAGGGAUCUCAGUUUCCGAACUUACUGCGGAACCAACGCCCGGAUCAGAUGACAUCCCUAUCCCGGACACUGUACUGAUUCCAGCUACUCUUCUGACGGAAGCUGUAGCCCAGGUGUCCGAGCCGAAGAAAGAGAUCAUAGAGCGAACCGCAAUGACAUCGCCAACUAAUUCACAACCCUUCAUUUCGGUUGUCACAGGGGAACCAAGCGUGGCUGCCCAAGCCGAUCGAAACGGGACGAAUAGCACUAAUUCUACUAUCCCCACAGACUGCGAAUCUCCAAACUCCACAGCCGAUCAACCUCACCGCUCGUCGACGUCAGCUACAACUGAGGACGACAUAGGAACCAAGAUCAAGACAGAAGAAACUAUAUUAGAACCGUCUGAGUCGAAAGCGCUCAACAGUGAGGAUCAUCCCGAUGUCUCUCCUGAAGAUGACGCCCACGGCACCAUUGUGAAUAAGCCUAAAAAGCGAAAGCCUCGCACCAAGCGGCGAUUCAUCAUGGACUCCGUCGAGACCGAGUCACAGGUUGCUCGAGUCCCUGGGGACUAUACCAAGACAUCACGAUUGCUUGCCCAGAAGUACGACCGCUGGGUGGAGUGCCAGACCUGUGAUACAUGGUUCCUCCAGUCAAACUCAUACCUCACGCGACGUGAAUGUCCGCGCUGCGAACGUCAUUCCAAGCUCUACGGAUACCAGUGGCCAUCAACGGACAAAAGCCCGGAUGGUGAGGAUCGAGUAAUGGAUCACCGCACUGUCCAUCGUUUUUUGUCCCCCGACGCACAAUCACGUAUCUGUCGCCGAGACCGCGGCGUGAGUUUUGGGAUUACCCCCACCCCCGAGCUGUCUGACACAAACACCCCAGAAAGGGAAAUCAGUGAUUCAACUGAGUCUCACCGCGAUGCUCGGGCAAGUCGGCGUCGUACUAGAGAACUUCGUAUGGCGUUUUAA
Messenger RNA from Penicillium roqueforti, 1923 nucleotides. RefSeq names its product SET domain-containing protein. The transcript has 3 exons. Gene Ontology annotation, cellular component: nucleus. Gene Ontology annotation, molecular function: protein binding; histone H4K20 methyltransferase activity. The record is from RefSeq and is a predicted model, not a curated record. Bases 1 to 1923 code for a protein of 640 amino acids. NCBI's taxonomy places the organism in Eukaryota, Fungi, Ascomycota, Eurotiomycetes, Eurotiales, Aspergillaceae.